Funneliformis geosporum is the source of this 767-nucleotide messenger RNA. The record is from the annotation of a GenBank genome assembly. NCBI's taxonomy places the organism in Eukaryota, Fungi, Glomeromycota, Glomeromycetes, Glomerales, Glomeraceae.
GAACAGCUCCCAGUAAACUUUUAGCCCUUGAUGAGUGUUCUUUUCAUUUGAAUGAAGCACCGAGGAGAGGUUAUUCUUUAAAAGGAACUAGAGCAAUUUCCCAAAGACCAGGCAAUAAAGGAGUUAAUCAUAGUCUAAUUCUAUGUAUCCAGUUUUUGGAAAGUCAAGGAGUAAUUCACUAUGAACUAAUUAAAGGAGGGCUUAAAACUCAAUCUUUUCAUGAUUUCUUGAUUGGGAUUAAUCUCUCUAGUCAGGAAAAGCAUUAUCUUUUUCUAGACAACGCCAAGGUUCACCAUGCCAAGAAUUCUUGUUUAAAAUUAGGCUUGCCUACUGUUAGAGAACUACUAGAAAGCAAGAAUAUUGAACCUGUUUAUUCGGUUCCUUACACACCUGAACUAAAUCCUGUAGAGAUGUGCUUUAACAUUAUUCGCCAAAGUGUAGAAAAACAACGACCAAGAACUUUUGGAGAGCUAGAGUUAGCCAUUGAUAAAGCAAUAGCCAACUUACAGCAAAAAAACUUUAUUGAACUCUUCCGCCAUGCCUUUGCUAAAGUGGAUUGUUUAGAGAGUAUUUUUCAAUCAUUAGACAAAAACAAUCCUCACAGGAUGGAAGUUGAAACUCGCCGAGAGCAAUUUAGAUUAGAAUUAAAAGAAAAACUUAAAAAUAUUAGUGAUUCUGAAGAAAUCCAAGAAAUUAAGGAAAUAAUUCAUAAAUUUAAAGCGGAUAAGGAUUAUACUUAUUCUCCUAAUGUAGAAACCGAAUAUUGA